GCGCUUGGCAAAUGGCAAUGGCAAGUUGGCAUCGCUUGCCUUGGGUUUUUAUAGCAGCCAGGGCCAGGGCCGGGGCGAAAGCGCGCGCGAUCGGCGCCACCGCACGCCUCGCCGUUGCCGGGCUCCGCGCGCCAUUCCCGCUCCCGACGAGCGCGCCCGGCCGCCCGCACCCGAUCCCCUCUCCCCUUCCUCGCGACCAGGGACCUGCGCCGCGCGCGCCGCGUUGCUCCCCCGCCAUUAACCCCCAGGCCCCCCCUUCCCUUCCCUUCCCUUCCCUUCCCUUCCCUCGGUUGUUCCUCCCGAGCUCGCGGCGCGGGAGCUUCCGGACCACCCCGGCGGCGGCGGCGAUGGGGCGCGUGAAGCUGCCCAUCCGGCGGAUCGAGAACAACACCAACCGGCAGGUGACCUUCUCCAAACGCCGCAACGGGCUCGUCAAGAAGGCCUACGAGCUCUCUGUCCUCUGCGACAUCGACGUCGCGCUCCUCAUGUUCUCGCCCUCGGGCCGCCUCAGCCACUUCUCCGGCCGCACCGGGGUCGAGGACGUCAUCCUCCGCUACAUGAACCUCUCCGACCACGACAGGGGAGGCGCCGUGAAGAACCCAGAGUACCUCGUCAGCAUGCUCCAGCGGCUCAAGCGCGAGGGCGACAUGGCCACGCAGCUAGCCAACCCCGGGGCGCUGAACGAGAGAAUCGAGGUGAGGAACAACUCGAUUCAGCGGGAGAUUUAUUCUUCGCAGCAGCAGCUGCACAUCUACGAGGAACGCCUGAGGCUGUUCGAGCCCGACCCUGCCGCGUUCGGAUCCACGAGCGAGAUCGACGGCUGCGAGAAGGUCCUCGCGGACCUGCUGGCCCGUGUGGUCCAACGGAAGAACUACUUGCUGGGCGAUCACAUGACCCCGUUCGAUCCGACAGCAUCUGGGAUGGAGGGGGCAGAUGGAGCGCAGAUGUACACGGGCCAGGCGGAGGGCAUGGGCACUUUCGCCGGCGACGCCGCGCUGUGGACCGCCGCCGGCGUGGGGUCAGACGACCCCGGCCACGAGAUGUUCGGCGCGGCCGACCCGUUGAUGUACCUCAGGGACCAGGACGUGUACGACGCCACCUCCCAGGUGGCCGGCCUGCACGGCGACCCGUGCGCCGCCGCCGGCGAGGCCGAGGCGGAGGCCGAGGCGUGGCGGCAGGCGACCUGCACCGAGCUGCUCUCCACGCUCAUCCCCGCCACGCCCUUCCCCCUCAUGCCGCACUGCCUGGGCCCGGACGACGAGUUCCUGCCACUCCAGGACGGCGGCAUGGCGGCGGCGCAGGAGCCGGUGGAGGCGUUGGCGAGCUGCUCCUACGCGCCCAGUGACGACGCCGGCACGACAGCACCGUGGCGCCCGCGAACGUCGCCUGACCUGACGAGUUCACCCACUGUAACUACAGCGUAGCACAUACACGUCAGAAUAACCUGUGAAUAAUUCCAGAGCUAGUGUGCUCGAUCGCAGAAGGAAAACUGAGGUGACGCAGACGCUCGCACACACUUGUAACCUCUAGAACAAAAUCAUACGAUGUCUGUUCAUAAAGUUUGAUGAAACCGGAACCCGAAUCAUUCGCAGAUGUCUACAAUGAUACAAAAGAUGACCAGACGAUUCGAUCCUUUCUUACCAACGCACGAAUCUGAAUUCUGGAUGACACCUGAAGAAGGAUGAAGACGACACGGCAUGGUGCUCCACUUCCCCCAUCCAAGGAAGAUCCAUCACCCAUGUAAAGCUGUGCAGUGCGGCGUCAGCUUUCGACGUCGCUGAUGACAAAGCAGGGGGCACUACGCCAAAGCCAUGGACUCAUCAGGAAUGUUCCAUCCUGUGGGAGAUCUCGUUAUCAAACACAGCCGCUUUCUCUGUCAGCACAUAUAGGUUCCUUAGUCAUGAAUUAACCCCAUACCUGGCUUUAUUUCGAAACGGGACGGGUCCGGGACCGCCUUUUCGCCUUUUGGCGGCGAGGUUAAGCAACUUGUUCUGGUUGAUCUCUCCCUGUGCUCUCCUCCCAGAGCAUACCUAUAAUCUGAAACUCCUGAUGUAUUGACUGCUUUUCAGUCUUAAACUCUGUUUUUACUUAGACUCCAUUAACAGGAAGAUUGCAUGAACCUAAGUGAUUGAGACACAUGCUACCACCACUUCAUCCACCUUGGUCAAUGUUAUAAACUGCAUGAGAAAAGCAUUGAGCAGGUGUUCCUGAUGAAUGAAUCACUGCUUCACUGAGGAUGUAUGAGUGGGAAGAGCACUUCCAAGUUGCCGUCUGAACAAGCCAAGCCAGAUUGCCAGAAACAUAGACAUCGAGCAUCAGAUUAUUUGGUAAUGCGAAGAAUAACUGAACCUUUAUCUUUCCCAGCUCGAGAAUUAUGCUUUUGUGAGAUAAAGCAGACACCAAUCGAUUGCCGGCAGCCGGCAGAGCUGCCCCACUCCACACCUUUGCUCGAAGCAGCUCUCAUUUUUCAAUGCAGAAACACAAGACAGUGGACCCACGCCCGAUUUUCAAAAGCCUCUCUUUUCUCCCUUCUUUAUUUUGGGGACACCACCAUUACCCCAGCCCAGCCUCCUUUUAACUCCAUCACUCCAUUCCCUUACUCUCGUUGUUGUUGUUCUUGCUCUCUAGCUUGCUUUCCCCAAAUCCCCAUUAGGCCUCUGCACCCUGAGCUCCUCGUCUUCCUUGUUCAACUUGGUGGUAUUGGUGCUGCAGAAAUGGGCACUCCUUACCACCUCCAAUCACCAAAAACCAUCCUGUCCAGGCUGGUCAACAUGAGGCAGUUACCACCGGGGCUGCCACCGCCGCCACCACCGCCAGAGCCUCCGUCCAAGACCCGGCAGCAAGAGGUGCUGCCACAGCGGCUGCCGGCGGCUCCUUCCAAGAUUAUCCUGCAGCCGCGUGACCGGACCUCGCCGGCGAUGUGGUUCGCGGCCAUCGUCUGCUUCGCCUUCAGCAUCAUCCUGAUCGUGGCUGGCGUGGUCAUCUUGAUCAUCUUCCUGGCGGUCAAGCCGAGGGCACCGUCCUUCGACAUGGCCAACGCCAGCCUCAACAGUGUCUACAUCGACUCGCCGGCCUACUUCAAUGGCGACAUGACGCUCGUGGCCAACUUCUCCAACCCCAACCAGAAGAUCGACGUCGUGUUCCGGUCCGCCACCUUGGAGCUCUUCUUCCGGGACAGGCCCAUGGCCGUGCAGGUGCUGCCGCCGUUUGCGCAGCGCCGGGGCCAGUUCCAGGUCCUGAACCUGCACAUGGUGUCAAGCCGUGUGCUGCUGCCGCCGGAGGUGGCCAUGGAGCUUGUGAACCAGGUGAGGAGAAACAGGGUCGUGUACACCAUCAGAGGCACCUUCAAGGUGGAGGCCAGAUUUUGGUUUAGCCACUACUCAUACUGGAUGAACACAAUCUGUGAGCUGGAGCUCACAGCUCCUCCUUGUGGAGUUCUUGUUGCCAGGAGAUGCAGAACAAAGUGACUGGCUUCUGAAAUUUCCCAUCCAGUUCUAUUGUUGUAUCAAACCUUAGAUCUUUUUCUUUUGUAUACUGAAAUUGGGCAGGGUAAAGCAAAACAUACUCAUGAUUGAUGUGAA
Messenger RNA from Panicum virgatum (switchgrass), 3581 nucleotides. RefSeq names its product agamous-like MADS-box protein AGL66. NCBI's taxonomy places the organism in Eukaryota, Viridiplantae, Streptophyta, Magnoliopsida, Poales, Poaceae. Gene Ontology annotation, molecular function: protein dimerization activity; RNA polymerase II cis-regulatory region sequence-specific DNA binding; DNA-binding transcription factor activity, RNA polymerase II-specific. The record is from RefSeq and is a predicted model, not a curated record. Bases 12 to 1424 code for a protein of 470 amino acids. Gene Ontology annotation, biological process: positive regulation of transcription by RNA polymerase II. The transcript has 10 exons.